Messenger RNA from Sander lucioperca (pikeperch), 2420 nucleotides. RefSeq names its product DENN domain-containing protein 2D. The coding region runs from base 219 to 1955 and encodes 578 amino acids. The record is from RefSeq and is a predicted model, not a curated record. Gene Ontology annotation, cellular component: cytosol; nucleoplasm. Lineage: Eukaryota; Metazoa; Chordata; Actinopteri; Perciformes; Percidae. The transcript has 18 exons.
AAGUGCACUUCCUUAUCCGCUUGCUGCUUCAUCGUCGCUAACAACAGCGCUAACAACAGUUGUUUACACUGCCUGCAUAUGCUGUGGAAGACAACAUUUUAAGCUGGUAUUUAUUGACGGAGGAAUAAAGUUAUGACAUAGCAUUUAACAAGUCGUAACGUUAGAGAAACUGGAUUCGGUGAAUAAAAAGAUUUCAUUCACCUGCUCAGCCAAGACCAAUGGACAAGACGUCACAGCAAGCACAGGUGAUGUUGGAGCAGCAACUGUCUCCAAACACAAGAAGGAGUUUCAACUUCUCAUCUCUCCGUAUAAAAAAAAGGCACAACAGUAAUGAAGAGGGCGGAUUUACACGGCGGAGAGGGUUGCUGUCUUUUUCAUCAGUACGGGAGACAUCAAGAAAGGAAGCAGUCCCAGAUGAAGAUGGUGCCUCACAGCAUUACUGUCCUCAGGACCUGGUGAAGAACACAGGUGAGCAGCCCAAAGCUAACCUCACCUCUGACGUGGCUGGUAAACACACAGCGAUCCCAUCCGGACACGAUGAAGGUGGACGACAAGGAGCCCUCAAGCGCUUUAGUGCCAGGUUUCCCUCCUUCCGCAAAGGCAAAAGAGAUAUCAAAGACGUUGAGCCGACAGAGCCGCUGGGCCCGGUGGUGGCAGACAACGCAUCCAGGCAGCACCGCUACGCCAGCGGUCAGUACUUCUUUGAGUAUCUGGUGGUGGUCAGCCUCAAGAAGACCAAAGAUGGCAGCAGCUACGAACCUCAGAUCACCUACCAGUUUCCCAAGAGAGAUGGGAUGGCGAAAUUUCAGAAGGAGGAGGAGGAGAAGACACUAAAGGCCCUCACCCUCUUCUGUUUCCCAGAGGGCAUCAACUGGGCUCCUUUGACAGAAUAUCACAGUGAGACUUUCUCCUUCGUUCUGACUGAGGUUGACGGCAGCCGAAGAAACGGAUACUGCCGGAGGUUACUGCCGGGAGGGAAAGGAGCGCGGCCCCCCGAGGCUUACUGCAUCAUCAGCACCCUGGCUUGUUUCGGCCUCUUCUCCAAGAUAUUUGACGAGGUGGAGAAGCGGCGGCAGAUCUCCAUGGCGAUGAUCUACCCAUUCAUGCAGAAGCUGAGGGAGGCUCCAUUUCCCGCUCCGGGAAACACUGUGGAGAUUAAGAGCUUCAUUCCUGAGUCGGGCACUGAGAUCAUCAGUCUGACCCGGCCGUUGGAUUCCUGGCUGGAGCACGUAAACUUCGCCACACUCUUCGACUGCCUGACAGACGCGGAGGUUUUACUGGUGUUUGCUUCCGCCAUCUUGGAGAGACGGAUCGUUUUCAUCGCUGAUGAACUGGGCACAUUAUCCCAAGUCAUUCAUGCAGUAGCAGCCCUGCUCUACCCCUUCACCUGGCAGCACACCUUGAUCUCCAUCGUUCCGGAGAUCCUGAUCGACGUAGUGAUGGCCCCCACGCCCUACCUGCUGGGAGUCCAGAAGCGCCUGCUGGACCAGGUCACCGACCAGAGUGAUCUGCUGUUGGUCGACUUGUCUGAGGAUAAAAAGGAGACAUUUAUCGUUUCAAUUGGUGACGAAAGCUCUAUUCUGCCCCCGAAGCUCCAAACUGAAAUACUAGAGGAACUAAGUAACAGACAAAAAGUAUUAACGGUGGAGGAGAUGAACCGGGUGGUGUCGGAAGCCUUCCUGCACUUCUUUGUGAAAACAGUCGGCCAUUACUCCUCGUAUGUGAGAUGCAGCCGUGCUGGAGGGCAGGGGGUGUUUGAAAAGAGAAGUUUCUACAAGGCCAUUGAUUCCAAGACAACGCGACACUUUGUCAAGAAGUUCAUCCAGACGCAGAUGUUUGACCUGUUUAUCCAGGAGGUGGAGCAGCAGCAGGCUGGACCGCAGCAAGGAAUAUUUCACAGAAAGAUCCUUGAAUACCAAGAGAAGAAGAGGAAGGACAAGGCAAAGAACCACUAGCUGUCAGCGUGGGACCCAGCGUGUACAUACAGUUAGAGGAGUUCAUAAGGAAAGAUGUGAAUGUAGCACUGUGUUUUAUGCCUUGUGUCAGUUUUGGUUUUUAAAGGCAGGGUUGGUUACUCUUUCCGGUAUACACUUUUUAUAUAUUGUUUGAAAUGGUCUUCACACCCCGACAGCAAUAAAUAACUUCUGGGCUCUGAAAAAGGAACGACAAACAUCCGUCGCCUGUAGCUGCUGUAAUCCUGUAACAACGCCCACCAAUCACUGCCUCGCCCUCGCGGUCCGCUUGGAAAAAAAACCAAUGAAAUGCCUCCUUGCCCCGCUGCCCUAAAGUACGCGCCGCGGGGCAAGGAGGCGUUUGGACCAAAGUACGGAGCGUGGACUGGUAGCUGGAGAGGUGCGAGUUCACCUCCUUGAGCAAGGCACCGAACUCCCCCAACCGCCCAGGGCGCCUAUCCAGCAGUC